This is a messenger RNA of Gossypium raimondii (Peruvian cotton), 2114 nucleotides long. Its product is annotated as homeobox protein knotted-1-like 2. Lineage: Eukaryota; Viridiplantae; Streptophyta; Magnoliopsida; Malvales; Malvaceae. Gene Ontology annotation, biological process: regulation of DNA-templated transcription. Gene Ontology annotation, cellular component: nucleus. The record is from RefSeq and is a predicted model, not a curated record. The transcript has 6 exons. Gene Ontology annotation, molecular function: DNA binding; DNA-binding transcription factor activity, RNA polymerase II-specific. Bases 293 to 1402 code for a protein of 369 amino acids.
UGGUCGUGCCUUGCCUUUAUUAUUUUUCAAAUAUUUCUUUUUCUUUCAACAAAGAACGUCUUGUCAACCACCCAAUGCCACGCAGUCGCUUGCCGGUUCCGGCUUACGCUUAACUUCCCCUUUUUUCUCACCCUUCACCCUUCGUUAGAUCAACUCAAAAUAACUCUUUAUUCUUUCUUCUUUAUUUUUUUUUGUUCCGUUCUGGGCUGCCUUUUUUCCCCUAUCUUUUCUUUGCUAUGCGCCAGGCGUUGGUGCAAUUUCAUUUCAAGCUGAAUUUGUUGUCAAAAAUAUAAUGGAAGAAUAUAAUCAGCUAAACGAGAAUAGUACACCCAGGGGAAAUUUCUUGUACGCAACUCCAGUUCUUGCAUCGAAUUCUUCUCCGUAUGGGAGAGGGAGUAGCGGCUCCAACGUGAGUAAUCAGCAGGUCGAGAUGCCAUUGAUUUCUUUUCAGUUUCAGUCGAGCGAGUGUUACCAAUCGGAGGUGCAUCCGAUCGUGAAGACCGAAGCUAGCACUUCACAGCAUGGCCAAAAGUUUCACUACCCUUUAUUGAGAGAGCAUCAAGCAGCAGUGCAUCACCAACAAGAUAGGAAUGAAAGCUUCAGCGAAGCGGAAGCUAUCAAAGCCAAGAUCAUUGCUCAUCCUCAGUGCUCUAACCUCUUGGAAGCUUACAUGGAUUGCCAAAAGGUGGGAGCUCCACCUGAUGUAGUGGCCCGACUAGCUGCUGUUCGACAAGAGUUUGAAGCAAGGCAGCGAUCUUCAGUGACAUCGAGAGACACCUCAAAAGACCCAGAGCUUGAUCAAUUUAUGGAAGCUUACUACGACAUGUUGGUGAAAUAUCGGGAGGAACUAACGAGGCCAAUACAAGAAGCUUUGGAUUUCAUGCGGAGGAUCGAAGCUCAACUCAACAUGCUCACCAACGCUCCUGUGCGGAUCUUCAACUCUGAUGAGAAGUGUGAGGGUGUUGCUUCAUCCGAGGAGGAUCAAGAAAAUAGCGGCGGAGAGACUGAACUUCCUGAAUUUGAUCCGCGUGUUGAAGACCGAGAACUGAAGAACCACCUAUUGAGAAAAUAUAGUGGUUAUUUAAGUAGUCUCAAGCAAGAACUCUCCAAGAAAAAGAAGAAAGGGAAACUACCGAAAGAAGCUAGACAAAAAUUGCUAAGUUGGUGGGAGUUACACUACAAAUGGCCGUACCCGUCGGAAUCGGAGAAGGUGGCAUUGGCUGAAUCAACUGGUUUGGACCAGAAACAAAUCAAUAAUUGGUUCAUAAAUCAAAGGAAGCGUCAUUGGAAACCUUCGGAAGACAUGCAAUUCAUGGUGAUGGAUGGUCUGCACCCACAAAAUGCAGCUCUAUAUAUGGAUGGUCACUACAUGGGUGAUGGUCCUUACCGUUUGGGCCCAUGAUAUAAUAUGCAACAGCGCAUUAUAAAUUACCUGCCUCAGCAGGAAUAUAUAUAUAUACUAAGUGUUUGUUUCCAUUACAUUUCAGCCAUAGAAUAUGUUAGUCUUCCAUUGUUUUUUUUCUUUUUUGGUUCAUCCCUUAGGAUUCAGCUUUCUCCUACAACAUAAUCUAGCAUCUUUGAAAAAAGCACCCUUAUAGUUUCCUGCCUGCCUAUUCCUUAGGAUGAUUGUCGAGGAUGUGGAUCCCUGUUGUCGGGUCCAGGAUGCCUGCCUGUGUUUCUCAUGUUCAAAGGCACGGUGUUGCGCCUUGUUACUUCAUUGCUGUCUGAAUGUGAAGAGUAAUUAAAGGAGCUAGUGCUGCCCGAGAGAUUGUAAUGUUAAAGUUGAAACGUUUUUUUGUGGGGGGCAGCACUACAUGUUUUUAAGUGUAUAUAGUGAGAAAUUAUGCUGGGAAAGUUUGGGUUAGUUAAUGUAAGUAGUUGUAAUACUUUGUGAUCUUCCUUUGAUAUCUGCAACUUGCGGACAAGGAAAGGUGUUCCAAACAUUGACAGGAUGCCAUAUUAAUCAGCUGUGUUAAGCUUUUAUGUUCCUUGUCGCUUGUAUUUUAUAACAGAUCAAAUAAAUAUCUUCCAUAUUAGUUAGUGGUUGUCCAAUUUGGGUAAUUUUGGACUUCUGUUCUAACUGUAUGUAUAAAUGUGAUUGAGUUGAACAAGUA